UAGGCGCUGGGCGAGGCUGGUGGCUGAGACUUAUCUUACCAUCGCCCCUUGUGUGUGAGUGUAUGUCUCCUCCACACCCACCAUAAUACACCUGUUUCAACACACAAGACACCGCUAUUACCACUAAAGUGUAUGACAGGACAAACUUCAUUGAUUCUGGAAAAUGGAGGACUUUCUGAGCAUGGCCCCUUCAUUGCUCUCUGAGCCAUCAGCCAGCAUCUUCCAGGGACACUGCUCACAUACCAGGCUCUUGUCGAUUAUACCCCACCAUGACAAGUUACAGGGCCAGGGUCUUGGUUUAACAGAGAUGAUAAAUGCCAUGGCUGCUCAGCAACACAUGUACACAGCCGCUGCAGCGUACGGUAGCUUGGAGGCUGCAGCAUAUGCUCAGUAUCCUCAGUAUGUUACACAGGGUGCAUACAUUGCUUCAGCAGCUGCACCAGGAAGUGGACGUGGACAUGGCCGUAGUAGCUUAGACCCUUAUGAUAGUUAUGCAGCAGCUACUUACGAGCCAGAUCCCCCACGCCAUCGGGAACGCCGUGACCGUGAGGAUCGGCGCAGAGACAGAGAUCGUGAUCGUGAUAGGGACAGGAGAGAUAGGGAUAGAGACCGCAGGGACCGUGAUCGUGACAGAGACCGGGACAGAGAUAGGGAUAGGGAUAGAGACCGUGAUAGAGAUCGUGAUCGUGAUCGCUGGAGGGACGACGACCGUGACCGCAGCCCUCGUCGUGAGCGUGACCACAGAGACUAUAGAGACUAUGAUCACCAUAGUAGAGAUCAUUAUGAUGAAGAACGAACAGAUUACAAGUCUCAACCACCCAACAACACAAUCAUGGUCCGAGGGUUGGCACAGCACAUUACUGAGAAUGAUAUUCGUGCAGAUAUCCUAGCCUGUAAUCUCAUGCCAAAGGACAUCAGGCUCGUCAGGAAAAAAGAAUCAGGUGCAUCAAGAGGCUUUGCCUUCGUGGAGUUUACGACGGUACAUGACGCCACACGGUGGAUGGAAGCCAAACAGGGUGUCCUCAUUCUGCAAGAAGUGUAUAGAGCAACUUUACAGUAUUCCAUCCCGAAGGAGUCAUCAGAACGGCAGUCGAAGGCUUCACAAGAUUGGUUUUGCAUCAGGUGUGGUGCUCAUAAUUUCAAGAGGCGUGAUUCUUGCUUCAAGUGCUCUGCUCCCCGCCAUGAGUCUGAAGCAGGGGAAGAGGGCAGUGAUGAAGUUUGUACAUAUCCAACAAAUACUCUUCUUUUGCGGGGUUUAGAUGUUUUAAGUACAGAAGAAAGUGUCCUACAAGGUAUCCAGCAUGCCGGUAGUGACCUGCCCAUUCGGUCCGUUCGCAUCGGACGAGAUCCCCUGACCAACACGUCACGAGGAGUCUGUUACAUUGAACUGAACUCUGUCUUAGACUCUAUGCAAUUACACAACAAACUUGCACAUGCCCCUCCAACCAUAGAUAACAAACAGGUGACCAUUUCCUAUUGCAAACUCAACCAGAAUAAUGGAAGUAACAACAGCUCAGGUAACAGUUGGUCAAGCCAACAUCAACAGCAGCAGCAGUACCACCAACCAGCAGAAUACACUGCCGGAGCAGACAUCAAACAGCUGGCCGAGUACAGCGCCUCUCUGUAUGCUCAGACUCCUGAGGAACAUGCAUCUUAUGUCCAGUAUUAUACCAUGUACUACCAGCAACAGGCACAGGCAUACCAACAAAAUCAACAGCAACAGGGCAGCUCAAAUCAAUCCGAUUCUGUCAAUGCUGCAGCAGCUGUUGCACAGUCUGCACUACAGGCAAUGCACCAGAAGUCAGCAGCCACUGCUUCUUCAACUGCUGCUGCUGCCGCCGCCGCUGCUGCUGCUGCUGCUGCUGCCGCUGCUGCAGCUCAGAGUACUUAUACUACGGCUACCACAGCUACAACCACCACUAGUGAUCAGACAUCCACACAGGCCUCGACAAACUCUGCAAACUUUGAUGGAGUUCAAAUGCAAACUGGAGAUUACCCCACUUACCCUCCUCCUGAUGUAAGUACGUACCAGUAUGAUGAAACUUCAGGCUACUAUUAUGAUCCAUCAACUACACUGUACUAUGAUGCGAGUAGUCAGUAUUACUAUAAUGCAGAGAGCGGUCAGUACUUAUACUGGGAUGCAGAGAAGUCGACGUACCUUCCUGCUCCCAUUGGAGAAGAUGGUCAUGUCGGCAAGAAAGGUGACAAAAAGGAAAAGGAAAAAGAUAAACAGGAUAAGGUCAAGGUGGCAAAGAAAAUAGCUAAGGAUAUGGAGAGGUGGGCUAAGGCACAGAAUAAGCGCAACGAGAGCUCUGUGGUUAGUAAAGUUGCAUCAGCUGAACCUGCAGGAGGAGCCAAGGGCGAGUGUGGUGGCACAGGGGCUGCCGAUGCUGCCUUUGCUGUUCUUUUGGAGCGAAGAGAUCGUGCAUCUUUGGUGGAAAAGCAAGCCCAAGUAUUCCACAUGCAUAUGAAGAAGGAAACUCCCCCUGUACUUGCAGGGCUAAAGAAGUCUGGGCUGGUGGCAGCUUAUGGAGGUGAAGGAAGUGAUAGUGAAGAGGAAAGUGGAGCAGGGCUGGGUAAUCCUGCUGCUGAUGACAGGUGGGAGGACAAGCUGGUAGAUUAUGUGAAGAUGGCUUGCCUUCUUUGUAAGAGACAGUUCCCUAACAAAGAGGCACUUGGCAGACACGUACAGCUAUCUGAUCUUCACAAGACAAACUUGGAGACAAUGAGGAAGACGAAAGGAGGAGAAAACAGUGGUUCUGCGGGAUUGACAUCUGCCCAGUACAGAGACCGAGCCAAAGAGAGGCGGCAAAAGUAUGGAGAGCCCAGUGUACCUGCACCCAACAAACUUAAGGAACGUUAUAUUGCCUCAAGGGAGGAAGUAGCUGCUUCCAAAUAUGAAGAGCCAACGAAACAAGGCAUUGGAAGUGACAACAUUGGAAACAAGCUACUGAAGAAGAUGGGGUGGACUGAUGGACAAGGUCUUGGUAAAGCUAACCAAGGCCGAACAUCAAUUAUUGAAACUGAACGGCGUGUUGCCACUGCAGGUUUAGGCCUACAAGGGAGCACCUAUAGUGUUGUUGGAGAUAGUUACAAGGAGUGUGUUAAGAAAAUGAUGUUUCACAGAUACCAAGAACUAGAUGCACAAGAGAAGUCUGUUAAGAAUUAAAAUGGCAUGGGACAGUGAAGAUUGGCAAAAAUAUCUUUGUAGACAAGACAGUUCAUAAGUUGGCCAAUAGUGUCAUUGAAUGUACCGGUACUUACUUACUUGUGAUUUCUUGAAAGUGCACAUACUGAUCUGUGGUUGAAGACAGCUGAGAUGGCCUUGGCUUGGCUUCAGGCAAGUUCUGGAUAAACGUAAGCAAAGUUGACCAUUGUAUAGCAAAGAAAAGCAUUACAAGACAUUAUUUUUGUUGCACUUGGGUGUAGUCGACACAUUGCUCAUGAUAUGACGCUGGCAAGUGAGGCUAAAGGUAAAGCCAUGUACAAAUAUUCUCACCCUUCUUCACACUUAUUUAAACUUCCUUCUCGAGACUGGAAACUGAUCGGUUAUUUCUUAUAAUUUAUGAGAUACAAGCCGGUAGUUUUGUAAAUUGUUAUUGCUUCCUGAGUAACACAGGACUACAAGUAGCAAUAAUUCUUGUCAAUAUGUAAUAUAUUUACCUGACCAAUUUGUAUAUUUAAAUGUGGCUAUUUUCUUGUGUGAUGAAGUUGAUACAUUCUCUCAUUGUUCAUUGUCAACUUUGGAUAGUCCAUACUGUGAAAUAUACUGUAUAUAAGAUUGAUGUAGCUUGUUUAUAAUAUUUUUGUUUAUAUUUUGUGAGAUGCUACUUAAAAUAAAUGUGCAAAAAGAAA
Procambarus clarkii (red swamp crayfish) is the source of this 3855-nucleotide messenger RNA. RefSeq names its product RNA-binding protein 5. Gene Ontology annotation, cellular component: nucleus. The record is from RefSeq and is a predicted model, not a curated record. Gene Ontology annotation, molecular function: RNA binding. Gene Ontology annotation, biological process: mRNA splicing, via spliceosome. Lineage: Eukaryota; Metazoa; Arthropoda; Malacostraca; Decapoda; Cambaridae.